Molecule: messenger RNA, 1390 nt
Organism: Malus domestica (apple)
Lineage: Eukaryota; Viridiplantae; Streptophyta; Magnoliopsida; Rosales; Rosaceae
Source: RefSeq, a predicted model, not a curated record
GUUAAAACUCCAAAAAAAAAAAAAUCAAUAAUUCCUCUUCUUCCUUGUGUUCAGUGCUCUUGGACUGGGGUUUCCAUUCACCGGAUAAAUGGUUCCGGUGGCUGGACCUUUUGCAGAAAACCCCACGAAUGCCCUUUAAUUUACGCCAAGUACCAAGCUUAAUGGAUUCUGAGGAGGUCUCUGCGAAGGGCAGCGUGGCCAAUUUAAUCCUCCGGUGGUCUCUGGGUCUGCUUCUCCUUAUCGUUGCUUUCUUUUCACUAUCGCUGUUGGUCGCCUUCGUCGCCGUUUUCGUCGCCAAUUCUUCAAUUCCGAGCUCAAUUUCAGUGUCCUCUCAGUGCAGGAUCGUCUCAAGCAGUGUUGAUCUUAAGUCUUCUAAAGUGUGUGAGCUUGGACUGUUCAAUUAUAAAGCCAAGCAUGUGUUUUAUCCUUUUCAAGGAAGAAGGUUUCGAUGCCGUUAUGAUUACUACUGGGCUUCAAUUUUUAAGGUGGAAUACAAAGAUCAGUCUUCCGGUCAGACUCAGCUUGCAUUGGCUGAGGCUCCAAAUGAGGCCCUUCCUCUUAAUUGCAGACCUAAUUUUGGUGCUGCAUGGUUGACCAAAGAUAAAUUCAAGGUCAAUGAAACUUAUGACUGCUGGUACACGUAUGGCAUUUCCAAAGUUAGCUUAUAUCAUGAUGGUUUCUUCAGUUGCCAAGCUAAAGAUCCGUCUACAUUUGAGAUGAUUACAAGAUAUCGCAUCCUGGCGACAAAGAUUUUACACUCCUGGAUUGUCAGCCAGAAACGAGGUGGGUUAUGGAGGUGGGAAACAAUAGCUGGAGUUAUUAGUGGGUUUUUAACUUCUUUUAUCUCCAUAAUCUUUGUUAGACUCCUGCAGCAAAUGAAAUUUAGGUUGCCUCAGAUUUUAGCCGCAAGAGUGCUUACUACCGGCUUCAGGCGCACUUGUUUACUUGUGGCAUACAUUUCUUUUGCGGGUUGGCUGGCUAUCCAGUAUGGGAAAAGGCUUGGCCUCCCGGAGAUAAUCGUACUUUUUAAGAACUCUUGAGAAGUAGGCAGCACAGUUUUUUGAGAAGUUGUAAUUCCCUUUUUGUCUGCAAGGGGUCGGUCUUGGAUUCUACAGAUUUGGAGUUGCAGCAACGGAGUGUAUCGUUCAUUCUCUGUACAAUGAUAUACAAAUGACGAUUGAGUGGGCACCGAAUGCGCUUAAUCAUCGUCUUCGUCUUGUCGGAUGGAAGCAUAUAUUUAUAUUGAGCUAAGGUAGAGAUUGUAUACUAUAGGCAACUUACAUGGAAGUAAAAGAGCGAUAAUCUUAUAUGUGAUUUGUGAAAAGUAUCUCACAGAAUUGAAUCUAUUUUUCAACAUUGAAAUUUGAAUAAUCUUUUGUUUUAUGUUUUA